Hyalella azteca is the source of this 384-nucleotide messenger RNA. Its product is annotated as tubulin alpha-3 chain-like. The transcript is spliced from 2 exons. Gene Ontology annotation, molecular function: GTP binding; structural constituent of cytoskeleton. Bases 1 to 384 code for a protein of 127 amino acids. Gene Ontology annotation, biological process: mitotic cell cycle; microtubule cytoskeleton organization. Gene Ontology annotation, cellular component: microtubule; cytoplasm. The record is from RefSeq and is a predicted model, not a curated record. Lineage: Eukaryota; Metazoa; Arthropoda; Malacostraca; Amphipoda; Hyalellidae.
AUGAGGGCUGUCUCUUAUACACAUCUAGAUGUGUAUAAGAGACAGGCGCUAUUCCACCCUGAACAGCUCAUCACCGGCAAGGAGGACGCCGCUAAUAACUACGCGCGCGGUCACUACACCAUCGGCAAGGAGAUCGUCGACGUCGUGCUGGACCGCAUCCGUAAGUCGGCAGACAACUGCUCGGGGCUGCAGGGCUUCUUGAUCUUCCACUCGUUUGGCGGUGGCACAGGAUCAGGCUUUACUUCCCUCCUCAUGGAGAGACUCUCCGUCGACUAUGGCAAGAAGAGCAAGCUUGAGUUUGCUAUUUAUCCUGCACCUCAGGUUGCCACUGNCACUAAGCACGCUCUGCACAAUGUCAUUGUGGUCAUGAAGAAGAACGAUUAA